CCAAUCAGAGCGCGCAGCUGGGCGAGGUGGCGAUUUUGAAAGUUGGACAAAACACUUUUUUUCCGAUGCCUCGUUCACGGAUUACAGGAUAAUACUUAAUAUUGUGUAUACGACAUAAAUACAGUUUUUGUGAAGCUCUCCAGUACAAGCAGCGGGAUGGAUGAGGAGGAGAACACUGACCGGAAGUUACAGAUUGCCAUGCUGUGUCAGAAGCUGGAGAAGAUCAAGAGAUACUACAACGAUGAUGACACAGACAACAUUAACCAGAUCAUCAGCUCCAAUUCACCAGACACAUGCCGUACCUUUCUGACUAACCUAGAAAAGAAAGGCAAUCCUCAGUCCGAUCCUACUCUAUUCUCCAAGUUAAUGGAUUGCUAUACACGGGUUUUCUCAAGCAUGCCACUUGGAAAACACAGCCAGAAUUUAAGCUAUGCAAGGAUGCUGGUCAGAUUUGCAGAGCUUAAAGCUAUCCAAGAUGUCAAUGAUGCACGGGAUAGUUUUGAUAUAGCAAGAUCCCACUGCAAGGAUUUUGCCUUUGUCCAUAUAGCGUAUGCUCAGUUUGAGCUUUUACAAGGCGAUGAAAAGAAAAGUGCCUCGAUUCUUCAGCAGGCCAUUGAAAUGGGCGCUAAGCCAUGGGAAGCUCUGGAAACUGCAGUGCAGAAUCUAAAACUGGGUAAAUGUCAACUUCUUUCCCAAGAGGAUAAAGAGAAUAUCGCAGUGACUGAAAAUAUACAGGAACCCAUAAAGAGCAACUUAUUGUCCAAAGCUGAUUCCAGGAAGUCUGAUGGAUCAGGUGACUUUCAGCUGGCCAGUGGUUUUUCUCUGGGAUCUGAUCAGAAGAACAGCCCAUCGGAUGACCACGUCCCCGUCUGGAGGUCCAGUUCACACCGCAAAAGAACAGUUGCCAUGCCUGGGAGAAUUCCCAUGGUACCUCUGUCUAUUCCUGAAAAUGAAAACAUUGAUAGCGUUUACAAACCUGAGGCUCCCAGCUAUAGCAGUAGUUUGUCUAGGCCAACAUAUCGUUCAAGUGCAUUCACACUUUCCUCUUCAAAGAAGAGCUCUGGAGAUGGAGACUCAUAUAACUACAACCUGUUAAAUCUGAAGCCACUUGUUAUUAGUCCAGAGCCACAUCCUGGGGAGGACGUUGUUGAUGUGGACUCCACCACAGCACUUUUGCACAGACCGGAAAGGAAAGACACCACUGACUUUAUUAGCCAGAUAAUGGGUUCAAACUCUCCUGAGGCCUGCUACACGUAUCUCACAGACCUGGAGAGGACCAGUGACCCUCGCACAGAUGCUGUUUUUCUCUCCAGGUUGUUGGGUUGCUACUCUAAAGUGUUCACCAGAUUUCCCCUGGCACAGUAUAGCAAACUUGAAAGUUAUGCACGGAUGCUGGUCAGAUACGCUGAGUUAAAAGGAAUUGAAGAUCCUGAGGAAGCAGAAGAUAAUUUCAUCAUUGCCAGAGCCAACAGCAAAGCCUUUGCCUUUGUUCAUAUCGCCCAUGCUCAGUUUGAGCUCUCACAAGGUAAUGCUAAGAAAAGCCUUUCCAUUCUGCAGAAGGCUCUGACAUCAAAUGCAAAACCAGUUGAACUUCUCCAGAUGGCAAUGAAGAAUUUAAAGUCUGGAAAAACCCAACUUCUUCCCAAUGAAAAUAAAGAGAAUGUUGCAGAUUCAGCAGGUGCUUUCAGUGAUGGAGGAAGUAAGGAGGAAGAGAAUCCACUAAGGAUUUCCACAAAUAAAGCACAGCCUAAACCGUACACUAUGGAGAGUUUGUCUGAAUGGAAGAUUCCUGCCAGCGUCAACAGACAAGCUUCUCCAGAGGAACAUAAGCGUGCUGUAGAUCCCGUUCCCACUCCACGUCCUCUUCAGUUGCUGAGAACUCCCUCUGCCUCAGCUGUCUCAGUUCCAUCCAGGAUAAACCCCAUCAUUAGCUGCCAGACCCCCAACUACAAAGACUCCCACGCAAACAGUUUUGUUACGCCUGUAGUGAAACAGAGACUAGCUGUUGUGUCUGUUCCAUCUCAGAGAGCUGGCCAUGCUCAGUUACCAUGCACCCCACAGAGUCAGGUAUCAUUUGUCCAGCAGACGCCACAGGCUUCUGUCAGUACUAUCUCGAAUGAAUCCAUCACCAUCAAAGGCAGACAGUUCUUCAUUUUGAAGAUGAUAGGCAGAGGUGGUUCCAGUAAGGUGUACCAGGUUCUGGAUCAGAAGAAACAACUGUAUGCUGUAAAAUACGUGAACCUAGAGGAAGCAGAUGCCCAGACAGUUGAAAGUUACAAGAAUGAGAUUGAGCACCUGAACCACCUGCAGCAGUACAGUGACCAGAUUAUCAAACUGUAUGACUAUGAGAUCACAGACAGCUACAUCUACAUGUUGAUGGAGUGUGGUAACCUGGACCUCAACACGUGGCUUCGCAACCGCAAGGCUGUCAACUCGCUGGAACGGAAGUUCUACUGGAGGAACAUGCUAGAAGCAGUGCAGACUAUCCACAAGCAUGGAAUUGUCCACAGUGACCUAAAGCCAGCUAAUUUUGUCAUUGUCAAUGCCUCGCUGAAGCUCAUUGACUUUGGCAUAGCAAACCACAUUCAGCCAGACAUGACGAGUGUUAUGAAGGACUCACAGGUGGGGACACUAAACUACAUGCCACCAGAGGCUAUUAAAGACACAUCAUCUAAAGGUGGAAAACCACGCUCGAAGAUUAGUCCAAAGGGAGACGUCUGGUCACUUGGAUGUAUACUGUAUUGUAUGACCUAUGGGAAAACCCCUUUCCAAAACAUCACCAACCAGAUCACUAAGCUCCAUGCUAUUAUUGAUCCAUCCCAUGAGAUUGAGUUUCCUGACAUUCCAGAGAAGGAUCUUCUAGAUGUACUGAAGCGAUGCCUGGUGCGGAAUCCCAAAGAGCGAAUCUCGAUUGCGGAACUGCUCGAUCAUCCAUAUUUACAGCUGCAGCCUCAGCAAACGCCUAAGCCAGUGGAACCAUGCAACAAUGACCUAAAGAGAAUUCUGAAUGAGCUGGCUGCUUUACAGUCACCAAACAGCAUUGCAAGAGCUGCUAGUAACCUAGCAAAAAUGUGCAACAGUGGGAAGAAGCUGGAUGUUUCUGAGUGUGUCAGGAGCUCCAGUCAGUCCUCUUGGAAGUGAACAUGCUGAUGUAGUAAAUACAUGGGUAGUUCAUAAUGACAGUUUGACAACACAACACAAACGACCAGUAUUUUUCACAUCAGAUUUAGGUCAUCUGUUGACCUGAGGGAAAGAGAACAGUGACUUGUAUUCAUUGCUUUUGAAAAACCUUGAACUUUUUCAAGUUUCUUUCCUUUAUAGAGUUUGAAUUCUAUUAAAUUCAAACCCCUUUUUUAAUUUCCACUAUUCCUCUGAUCUCUGUCUGUAUGUUUAAUGUUCUCACAAAUAAACUUACCCUUAUGGUAUAGUAAA
Pangasianodon hypophthalmus (striped catfish) is the source of this 3432-nucleotide messenger RNA. RefSeq names its product ttk protein kinase (gene ttk). Bases 157 to 3141 code for a protein of 994 amino acids. NCBI's taxonomy places the organism in Eukaryota, Metazoa, Chordata, Actinopteri, Siluriformes, Pangasiidae. Gene Ontology annotation, cellular component: nucleus; kinetochore; spindle. The record is from RefSeq and is a predicted model, not a curated record. Gene Ontology annotation, molecular function: protein binding; protein serine/threonine kinase activity; protein serine/threonine/tyrosine kinase activity. The transcript is spliced from 25 exons. Gene Ontology annotation, biological process: peptidyl-serine phosphorylation; mitotic spindle assembly checkpoint signaling; chromosome segregation.